GGGCUUCCUGGUUAGCCCCUUUAUCUCCCAGAUCCAUGGCCAACUUGCCCUCUUUCUUCCGGCCACAGAAGACAGACGUCUCACAACGGACUGAAGUGGUCACUACAAGAUGAGCUUCACAUCCCAGGCCUUCUUCUCAACCCAGACCCUGGUAGGGGCAUCCAGCACCGUUCAGUUCUUCUUCUCUGAGGCUUUCAUGGGUCAGCACUUCCAGGAGGUGGAGUUAGAAAACUGCGAGCCUGAGCCUGGAGACCUGUUCCUGUUCAAAUUGCGGUCCCCUAAGGCACAGUGGUGCGGGGCCCACGUGGGUGUUUACUGCGGCCACGGAGAGAUCAUACACUUUGAGGGCAGGACCCCCAGCAACAGUGGAAUACAAACGUUUCUGGGUUACUGUGAGGGUGUCGUGUGUAAACAGGGGCACCAAGCUCUGCAGCGCUCCAGACAGCUCUGGCGUGUGCUACGCAGACGCGGUGGCGUUGACCGUAGGGUGCUGGAAAGCCGCGUGCAAGAAGCUAUGAACAAUGACCCUCCUCCAUACCACCCCACUAGCAGCAACUGCGUGCACUUUGCACUGAACCUGCUGGGCAUGGACUCAAUGUCAAUGGACAGGAACCUAGCCAGGAAUUAAUGUGACCUUGAGCCCUCCUGAAUGGGCCAGAAGAGGCUUCAGAAAAGAUCAUUAAAGUAUUUUCCCAAAC
Grammomys surdaster is the source of this 698-nucleotide messenger RNA. RefSeq lists its product as uncharacterized. Lineage: Eukaryota; Metazoa; Chordata; Mammalia; Rodentia; Muridae. The transcript has 6 exons. Bases 110 to 628 code for a protein of 172 amino acids. The record is from RefSeq and is a predicted model, not a curated record.